UGGUGUAUACGGUAAGCGGUAUUUGCUCCAAAGGACACUACAUUAUCACGACAUGACGCACUGAUUUCCGUGUUUUGAAUCAAAUAUGGCGGCCGAACAAGAAGCCGCGUUGCGAAUGACUCAAGCUGUUGAAACGGCGUUAAAUCCGUCAACAGCGCAGAAACAGAGGAUAGAAGCUUAUGAGUUCAUCGAGCAGUUCAAAGCCAGCUCUCCAUUAUGUGUUGCUGUGGGGCUAUUGAUGCACGAUCGUCAAAACUCUGCUGUGGUACGCCAUACCGGACUUCAGCUGUUGGAGCACGCUGUCAAGUUCAACUGGAACUCAAUGAGCAGUGAUGAUCAAGCAAGAUUGAAGGGAAUCUCUCUUCACCUGCUUGCACAGGGAAGUGGCUCUUUGCCAGAUGAACCUCUACACAUCAAAGAAGCAUUAUCACGACUGAUUGUUGAGAUAACCAAGAGGGAAUGGCCACAGAAAUGGGGAUCACUUCUUCCAGACCUUAAUAGUAUCUGUGCAUUAGGGGAUGUUCAAACUGAAGUGGUUCUAAUGAUUCUACUUCGACUUGCGGAAGAUGUGAUCUCAAUGGACAGCAACCUGCAACCGACCAGGAAGAAACAGAUCACACAGGAGUUACACACACAUAUGGACGGAUUGUUUACCUUCUUUAUCGAGACACUUCAGAAGAAUACUGCAAAGUUUAGAACUCUAAAGAGUGAGAUACAAAGCGGAGAUGUUAGCUGUCAAGCUCAGGCAGCAGUUCAUCAGCGUCUAGCUGAGCAGACACUGUUAACACUGACUGGAUACUUAGACUGGGUAAAGUUUGGAGUGCUGUAUGUUCAGGAUUGCAUCAUUCUACAGAUGCUGUGCUUGUUACUAGAGGAAGAUGCACUAAAAAUACCAAGUUGUGAAUGUCUUCUCAUUAUUGUUAGUAGAAAGGGAAAACAUGAGCAGAGGACACCAAUGUUGAAGCUCUUUAGUGAGGAUGCCAUGAGCGUUAUGCUGUCCGCUGCCCAGAAAUCUAUUACAGCUGAAUUUGAUGAGAAGCAGUAUCUUUUUCUGAAAAGGCUAUGUCAAGUGCUUGUCAAUCUAGGGGAAGUACAGCUAUAUUAUUUAUGGAAUGCUGACAAGCCUAAAGAAAGACCUCCAAACUUCAGACAGUAUUUAGAAGCACUGAUAGCAUUCUCAAAGCAUGAAAGCUUGACUCUGCCACACUUGACAAAUGGACUCUGGCUUUCAUUGCUGAGAAAUCCUGUUAUCGCUAUUGAUGAAACAUUUCAGGAAAUAUUUCCAUCUCUUUUGGAGAUAGCCAAAGCUAAACUUUACAAGGUUGGUGAUCCAGAAGAGGAGGAUUCACCAGGAAGUGUUUUUAACCGAGAAGACUUCAACAGUGAGAGAGAAUUCACUUCUGUUAAUGGCCAGGUGCGAGGGGAAACCAUGGACAUCAUUCGUCAAAUAACAAUGAUACAUCCUGUUGAUACUUUCCUGUAUGGAGCCGACUGGUUGUUACAGCGGGCCACACAAACCCCAGCAGCUGAUGUGCAACUCAGUGCAGCUGAAACAGAGAAGAUGAUACAUGAGUGGGAUGGGCUUACUCGCUACUUGGAUUCAGUGAUGUCCAGAUUUUUUAAAGUGGAUAAUUACGAGGAGAUCAUUCAAGGCCAGGUGACAUUUCGAGAAUUACCCGUGGCAUUUGUUGAACUGGUCAGGAAAUGCAUCCAGUCAACUUUAGCAGUUGACUCAAAGGUCCCCGAUGUGUUGUCUAGUGUGGCUGAUGCUACUCAAGCCCUCUAUCCUUUCCUUACAUACAACAAAGACUUGGUGAUGGAUGUCCUUAAAAAGAUGUUUCAAGUGAUUCUGUUUAAUACAACUGGUGAUCCAAAGGGUCCCUGGAGUCCUGAUGUUCUCCACGCCCGUCGGCAUGCAUGUGCUGCAGUCAUAAAAAUUUGCAAAGGUUUUGGAGAGCUACUUGUGCCAGUGUUUGAUGCCCUAAAGCAGCAUGUUCAGUCCUUGUUUGUAGGAGAGCUAGUUCCUGUGAAAGACAGAUGCACUUUAACUGAAGCAUUAGUCAUUGCCAGCAAUAAGCUAAGUAGAGAAAAACAGAAUGAAUUUCUGAUUGAGCUGUUGACUCCCAUCAGAGACAUCUGGCUUAGUGACAAAAUGCAAGGGGCAAUCUCAUCUCCAGAAAAUUUUCUUUCAUUCAUUGGAAUGGACCAGGAUACAGCUUCUUACUUUCAAAAUGCUGAGUUGAAAGGAAGGAGAUUUCAAGUCAUGUUGUGUGUCACCACUAUAAUGGCCGUUGUUCGAAGCUGUGCUUUACUCAAUACCCAGACGGCGACCAGUGAGGGGCUGUCCAUUGGGUCGAUGCCCAAUGGGACUCCUUAUGUGCACAACCCGUGUGCACCCCAUGUCUUGCCAUUACUCGGCAAUAUUACGGUGUUAGCAAAGUGCCUGAACAGUCUGUAUGAUCCUGUAGUAAAAUCAGCCAUGACUCCUGCUUACACCGCAGCCCUUGACAUGCAUGAUCUUGAUACAAGCGCAAUUUAUGUGCUGCCUUACGAAAGGGUCAAAAGUGAAGUGCCAACUGUCCAAAACCCUCUUGCAGCAACAAGAAGCUUUUUAUAUCACUUAUCUGACACAUGUUACCAUGCACUGGGGUAUUCAGCGUCUUGUCUUAGCCAUGAUUUCUACAGUAUUCCUGACUUGUCGCGUCUUCUCGCGGACAAUGUCAUCAAGUCUCUACAGUAUGUUCCAAACUAUAGACUGAGGUUUGUUGUGCGUAAUUUUUUAAAGUUGUUUAUCCUGCACUGCCCCGAGUGUGACUAUCAAGAUGUAAUGAUACCUGUCUUGUCUCCAUUCUUCUCAUUCAUGCUUCAGCACCUUGAAGAACAGUGGCAGAUAGUCAGAAAACAUCAAGCCGAGAGCACGGAAGCAGUAAAUGAGGAGGAUAAUAUGGAAUCUAAAGAGAUCAUUGAAGAUCAACUGGUUUCUAUUAUCAGUAAAGACUACUUGGAUGUUUUCAGUAAGUUAUUUGCUUUGCAGUUCUUCUAAUAGGGACCUCUGCUUUCUAGCAGUAUGAACACGAGAUCAAGUUCAAUUUAAAUCUAUUUAGGUUACCAGAACCUCACUCCUCCCUGUUUCGGACCGGUUAAACAGGGGACUGUCAGUUCGAGAUUGCUCUGAAAUGCAAUAAUCGAACUCAUAAGCAUUAGGUUAGAAAAGUCAUACUUGUCUUCGAUUUCGCCCUCGUACUCUG
Orbicella faveolata is the source of this 3248-nucleotide messenger RNA. RefSeq names its product exportin-5-like. Lineage: Eukaryota; Metazoa; Cnidaria; Anthozoa; Scleractinia; Merulinidae. Gene Ontology annotation, biological process: RNA export from nucleus; protein export from nucleus. Gene Ontology annotation, cellular component: RNA nuclear export complex; nucleus; cytoplasm. The record is from RefSeq and is a predicted model, not a curated record. Gene Ontology annotation, molecular function: nuclear export signal receptor activity; RNA binding.